Messenger RNA from Saprolegnia diclina VS20, 2727 nucleotides. RefSeq lists its product as hypothetical. Gene Ontology annotation, molecular function: hydroxymethylglutaryl-CoA reductase (NADPH) activity. The record is from RefSeq and is a predicted model, not a curated record. Gene Ontology annotation, biological process: coenzyme A metabolic process. The coding region runs from base 1 to 2727 and encodes 908 amino acids. Lineage: Eukaryota; Oomycota; Saprolegniomycetes; Saprolegniales; Saprolegniaceae. The transcript is spliced from 3 exons.
AUGGUCCUCCAGUCUCUUGGCACGGCCCAGCACGCGCUGGACGGCGCCCUGUCUGCGCUCCAAAGCGCUUCGCCCAAUGACAUUACCGUCGUCGACGCGGCCUUGGCCAAACUGGAAGCCACGCUGUCGGCGCUACGAAAGGCCGCCGCCGCCCCGCGGCCAGCGCGCCAGGUCGGCUACGGCGCCUUGACGCCCGCGCCGACGGCUACAGACGACCAAGUGCCCGACUCGCAGCCGUCGAUCUGGUCUGGCUUUUACAACAAGACGCUGCGGGAGCGCUACGAUGUGCUCUCGCUCAUGUACCCGUCGGCGCUGCCGUCGCACACACGCCGUGGUAGCGACGUCGACCAAAUGGGCUCGCCCAAGCUGCGCCCGCGCAAGACGAGCAUCGGGCAUGUCCCGAGCAUGGCGCUCGAGGAGAUCGGCGCGCUGCCAUCGCGAACGGCCAACCUCAUGAUCGAAAACUGCAUUGGCGUCCUUGGUAUCCCGCUCGGUCUUGGGCUCAACUUUGUGAUUGACGGCCGCAGCCUCUCGGUGCCCAUGGCCGUCGAAGAGCCGUCGGUCGUCGCGGCCGCGUCCAGUGCCGCCAAGCUCAUUGCGGCCUACGGUGGCGGCUUCCACACCGAGACAUCGGGCAACAUUAUGACGUCGCAGAUCCAGCUGCUCGACACGGCGGACGUGCCCGCGGCGAUUGCGGCGAUCGCGUCGCACCGCGACUACCUCGUCGACUAUGCCAACACCAACUUGUGCGCCAACAUGAAGCGCCGUGGUGGCGGCGUGCUCCACGUCUACGCGCGCGAGGUCUCGCCGUUGGCGCCGUCGACGGCCUUUGGCUGGUACGCGGGCUACGAUGACGAGCUCGUCGUACGCCCGAGCGGUGACGCGGCGACGCUCGUCGUGCACAUUGACGUCGAUGUGUGCGAGGCCAUGGGCGCCAACAUUGUCAACACGAUCGCCGAAGGUCUCUCGGCCGAGGUUGCGCGCAUUACGCACUCCCGCGCCGGCCUGCGCAUCCUCACAAACCUCUGCGUCGCGCGGCGCGCGCGGUCGUCGUUCUCGAUCCCGAUUGCGUCGUUGGGCUGGAAGGGUGCGGCGGGCAUGACGGUCGCCAGCCGCAUCGUCGAAGCCAACGACUUUGCGAUCAACGACCCGUUCCGGGCGGUGACCAACAACAAGGGCAUUCUCAACGGCAUUGACGCUGCCGCUGUUGCGACCGGUCAGGACUGGCGCGCGAUCGAGGCUGCCGCGCACUGCUAUGCGUCUCGCCACGGCCAGUACACGAGCUUGACCAAGUACGCGAUCGUCGGCGACAAGCUUGUCGGGACGCUCGAGCUGCCCAUGUCGGUCGGCUCGAAAGGCGGCGCGCUCCAGACGCACCCAGGGUACGCGGCGACGCAUGCGAUUCUCGGUCGUCCCUCGGCACAGGCGCUGGCGGGCAUCCUUGUCAGCGUCGGCCUUGCCCAAAACUUUGCCGCCGUCCGUGCCCUUGCCAUCACGGGCAUCAACCAGGGGCACAUGGCACUGCACGCGCGCAACAUUGCUGUCGCGGCCGGCGCGCCCAACGAACUCGUGACCGAGCUCUGCGCCUACAUGCUGGCACGCGGCAGCAUCAGCAUCGAGACAGCCAAGGCGUACUUGACGGCCCACGCCGUCUACAAGGACAUUGCGCUCGCCGAGUCGCCGACCGCGCCGCGCCGUCCGAGCAUGCUCUACGUCGAGGUCGACGUUCCUGGCUUGGCCAAGCCCAUUAGCGUCAACCUCGCGUUCAUGUCGCUCUCGGCGCCGCAGACAAUCGUCGUGACCAAGCCGAGCGGCACGACGCCGAUCCAGACGCAGCUGCUUGGCGACAAGGGGUACCUGCAGCUCCAGCGCAUGUUUACGUUCCUGGCGCAGAUGAAGGUCAUCGUGGUCGACGAAGCAUCCGACAAUGCGCGCGCGAACCUCGAGCUCCAGAACAAGCUCCUUCUGCUCUCGAUCCUCCUCAACGUCGUGACGUACCAGCUCCAGCGGCAGCACCCGACCGUCGUGCACGAAUUCAUUUCGAAUUUGCUCGCUCCCGACGUCGAAGAGGCCGGCCCGUGGGCCGAUGCGCACUUUGCCUCGGCGAAAGACGACCCGCUCCUUAGCACGGGCCUCCCACUCCUGCUUUCGAUUUGGCAAGUCUUUACGUACCACGUGGAGCAAGAAGUGUCGAGCCCGCUCCUGCAGCAAGAGCUCCUCCAGGAGCAGUGCCAUCUGCUCGACUCGAUUGCGCACUGGGUGCCGCCGCCAACGACGUUGGCCCAAGGCGAUGCGUUCGCGGCCUACAUGGAGAAGCACGCCAAGCGGUGGCAAGCCUCCAUGUUCCUCCUCAUCGACUGUGUGGCGCUCGAUAACGCCAAGCUCACGCAUGGCCGCGUCGACUUUGUCAAGCGCGUCGGCCGCUACAUUGAGUGGGAAGGCAUGGUCGCCCACGACAUGGCCCGGUAUGAGCGUGCGCUUGCGGCUGCCGACGAGCGCAACGUCUGCGUCUGGUUCAAAACGACUUUCUGUGCGGCCACCAAUAUGAGCGACGCGCUCCAAACCUUCCGACGGCUCUCGGAAGCCCACGCGCAGGCGGCGCAUACCGCGCUGUUUGCCAACGCGGCGGAAGAUACGUCGGCGCUCGUCCACCUCGCGGCGCUCGAUGCGAUCAUGAGCUUCAUUCACGCGCAUUACGACGGGCUGGGCCGCAAGAUGUCGUUCUAA